CUCUCAGCAGCAAAUGGAGUGAAUGAGAUCCAUAAGCAUUCUGGCUGUUGGUUUUUCAGACAGAGAUAAAGCAUUUUGUUUGAACUGUUGUCAGCAUCUCAGAUACGGAUAUCAAGGCAUUCACGCGGAGCCCAGUGUGACUAGAAUCCAACAACAAUUUGCAUUAAUAAACAUUGGAAAGGCCCUGAAGAAGAGUGAAACAAUGUCAAUGAUUAGACAUGAGCAGUGGGAAAACGAUCAAUGUCGGUACUUGAACCUUCUUACAUAAAUUAGGGUGAUUUCACUUGGAACACCAUGUUUGGACAAAGUGUCAUACUGCAGCCUGUUCCUAUUCAAAGUCUCUCUGAAUUGGAGCGUGCAAGACUUCAGGAAGUGGCCUUCUUCCACCUUCAAAGGAAAAAUCUGGGCUGUCAAAUUACCAUUCCCAAAGAUGGGCCAAAAAGGAGGAAAUCUUUCCGACGAAAGAAAGAUGCUCUUUCCAAAGAGAAAAAAGAUAAAGAGUCGUAUCCUUUAGGAUUUGGGAUUCCUUUAUCACAAGUCAUCCUCAAUGAUCGUGCAUGUAAGAAAAAGCAAGAUGCAAUGAAGGAAGGGCGAAGGGACUGCCUUGAUUUGGAGUCGACAGUAAUGAGAUUUCGGGCAAAGAAGCAACAUAAACAUUUAUAUGACAGUGAUGCAUUCCUGCAGUCAGCAUCAGAAAUAGUAAACGAACCCCUCUCUCCAACUUUUCUGGAUAAUCUUUCUCGAGGCCACAGACGGGGUGCAGUAUCUGUUGAUUCCAUCACUGACCUAGACGACAACCAGUCACGAUUGCUGGAAGCCCUUCAGCUCUCUCUACCAUUGGAACGGGAAAGGAAAAGUGUAAGAAAGACGAAAAAGAAGCUCAGCCUGAACCCCAUAUUCCGGCAGGUCCCCAGAAUAGUGCAGCAAUGCUGUCAGCACAUUGAAAAAUAUGGUCUUCAAACAGUUGGUAUUUUCCGAGUUGGAAGCUCUAAGAAAAGAGUUCGACAGCUGCGAGAUGAGUUUGAUCAAGGUCUACACGUGGUUUUGGAUGAAGAACACAGUGUCCAUGACGUGGCAGCUUUACUUAAAGAGUUCUUACGGGACAUGCCAGAUCCUCUUCUUCCCAAGGAACUCUACUCAGCCUUCAUCAACACCAUGACCAUGAAGCAGAAAGACCAGCUCUCCAUCCUCCAGCUGCUGAUUUAUCUGUUACCUCCGUGUAACUGUGACACAUUACUCCGAUUACUUGAGUUGCUGUCAAAGGUGGCGAGCCAUGCUCACGACACGCUUGGAGAAGAUGGGCAAGAGAUGACUGGAAACAAAAUGACUGUCGUCAAUCUGGCUACCAUCUUUGGCCCAAACCUCCUUUAUAGGGAGAUACUGUCUGACAAAGACUACAGUGUGCAGGCAGCUCAAGUGGAGGAAAGCUCUGCAAUCAUUGGGGUCAUUCAAAAAAUGAUUGAGAACUACUCAACGCUAUUUGCGGUUGCUCCAGAGUUUCAGCAUGAAGUGUUAAUGAGUUUGAUGCAAACGGACAAUGAUGUUGUUCACUAUCUCCUACGUAGAAAGCUGAAAUACCAUUUGGGCUCUGAUGACGAAAGUGAGAGAUUUGGUAUGGCAGAACACCACUGCUCGAAGUCUACGUGUGACUCCUGCAGCUCCAUAAGUGGUGACCACACACCAAUGAACAUUUCACCCAGCUUCUGUGAAGGCCCAUCUGUGACAGAUGAGAAGGAGAUGAGUUCAGGUUCAGAGUUGUUUAAAGUAUCUGAAGAACUGUCAUUCUUUGGAAAGCAUGGAAAGGCCUUUUCUACUGAAUCUCUGAAAGAUUCAUUUGAAGAGACUGGUGGGAAAUGGUCUAUUGGUCAACGGAGAGCAUCUCAUUCACAUGAGAACCUUGCAACGACACUUCUUUUGGAACCAUCAAAAGGAUUUGUGCAAGAUGUAGAGUUCAGGACACAAAACCCAACUUCAGUUCCAAUGAACAAGUCUCCUGACAUAUCCUUAGCAACCAGUUCCCAAACACCCUACAACAGUCAUCAUAUGCUCACAAGUCUUAAUUGCACUCGAUUCCUCACAGGCAGCACUGAAGAAUUGAAGAAGAAUACAAAAACAACAACUAAACUGCGAAGAGUACGUUCAGAUCUUUAUUCAAAAUGUGGAAGUCCUAUCUUGCAUUCAUGUGCUGCUAAAACAGGCAGAGACUUUAAGAAGUGCAGUGAAGUUGCUAGCUCAUCUAGCAAUGACCAUUUGAGAAAAAAUCUAUCUACUGCAUCUAGCUUCUUUCCUGAGGCAUCCAAGUCGUGUGAGGCACUACAAAAUGAGAAAAGUAGGGAGGAAAUGGAAGCUAAAGUGUGGGUGAGAAGGGUCAGUGAAGCUUGUUCUCCAACCAAAACACAGAGACAACAGCAACUUCAGCAUUGUAAGUUCAAAGAUGAGCAGAAAAAAAAUUCUGUUCGUGAAACUGCUGUAUAAUUUUCAAAAUUUCCUGUUCAUUGAACAUCUCCAAAAAGAAGUUGCUUCAGCACUUCUGGGAAUAAUUUCGACUCCAUUAUUUCAUGCUCGUUGUUAGGUUUUACACAUUUGUGUAGGACUUGUCUGACUUACUAAUCUCAAAUUUUGCUAUUAUUUCCCCAUUAGUAAAUAUUAUAGAUAUUGUUGUUUAAUUGCCCCUUCUUGUUGCCCCUGGCAGUUGUCUCUGUGUUGAUGUUAAGUUUAGCAAAACUGAAAUCUCUACAUGUUUAUGCGCUUGUACUUUAUUUAAAAUGAGCGAGGAUCUUUCUCAGUCUGUCUUGUUUCUUGUAUUAAGUCCGUGAAUUAUUAACACUUAAAGGAAUGUUCAGGCCUUGUUGGAUUGUAGGAAUGACAACACAGACAGAGAAAAGGCAAUUUGACCCCUGAACUCUGCUCUUUCCAUGCAUUGUACAAUCUGUUCUAUCAUGGACUGCACCCAGUUUAUUUAUUGCAAUGUCCUGAGGCCAGGUUUUGCAAAAAUUUCUCAACUCUUUGAAGCAAACAAGCAAAACUCCAGAAUUCUGCCUCCGUUAAAGCUACUGCAAUGAAUUCAUAGACUUCUGAGUGUUUAUAAAACAUAUUAAAUCAUUUUGCAUUAGUUAGUUGUGUGGAUGGGUACUGCUUUUCUUCGUGUUUAUGGACUGGUUCGUGAUAAGGGAGCAUUCCAUUCCUGAAGGGUGUCUCAGAUCUGAACUUGCUUUUCCUCCUUGUGUUGGACCGAUAUAAUCUAAGAACUGGAGGAUUAAACAUUGCCUUUUCCACUAUGUGCUAUGUGUUUGAAUCCAAGACAAAUGAUCAGAUGAGUGUUUCCUCCUUGCUUGAUGUAAAUGUCCUCUUUUAAAUAAUCUUAGGCAGGGAUCAAUCUAGUUGCUAUUGGGUACUUGAACACAGGCUGUCCCUAAUACAGAACUAAUUUUGUUCAGCAGAAACACUUCAAUGUGAAAUGGAAAUGUCACUGGGGAUUAAUUCAUCCUGAAGAUGGUUGCUUACAAUGUCAUAGCUUUAAUGUUCCUCAUCUUGGUAAGCAAAAAGUACUAAGUAAAUAUAUGACAAAUCCUCGUCUUUAUUUUCAAAUAUUUGAAAUUAAAAUCUUCCCAGAUGUAUUCAUCCUGGACAUUCCUCUAAUUGUUUAGAAUAUUCAAUUGCAUUAUAAAGUGCAAUGAUUCUUUUUGGAUCCAAAUAAGAAUUUUUUAAGUGUUAUUUGUGUUCAAAUCAUGUUUAUGCAUUACCUGUUAUUGUAAAGAUUUAAUCCAGUGCUUUCGUUUGCAGCAGAAACAUGAUAAUUUCCUUGUUAUGUGGGCUGCGAUUUUCAGAAUUUUCAUUGCUUCAAUAUUGCUGCAUUGCUAAUGGCAAGGGCUUUGUAUAUCAGAACAUUGUGGUAAAUUAAAUCAUUUCAGCUUCAAAUAAGAAAUGGAAUGUGCCAGUUCAGUUAAUAGUCGGAAUUAUGAAUUAGGAGGAAACAUCCACUGGAAUUUGCUGACCUAAUUAUUUCCUGUAAUUCUGUUAAAAGCACAUGGUUGUUGGAUAUAGGGUGAGGGCAUGGCAAACUUUGACACCCACUGAAAGUUAUACAAUGGCAGUUCUACUUCAUACAGGUUUUAUUUAGCUAAGCAUGUUUUCUUCAUGUGGGUGUGUACAACUAUUUUGAGGCUGCAUAUAGCUUGAUUCUCUUAUGAUCCCUACAGAUAUCCAAAUCUUUUACAAAGGGAUCAAUUUCCCAGUGACUAACACAAGUAAACUGAAGGAUAAAAUGCUACAUUCUAAGAAUUUCACUAUAAUCUGCAAACUAAAAUCAGUGUGACUUAAACAUUAAUUUGGUUUAAUUGUGACCGUUAAGUAAAGACACUGUCACAUUAGCCAGCUAAGUAAUCAAGCUAUGUCACAAUCCCUUUUGCUGUGCACUGUAUUUACAGAUUUGUAGCAUUACAGAAACAGUCCCACUGUAACUCCUGGAUUUCCAGCAGGCCCACUUCAAACAUCAUUCCACUCAGCCCGUUACACUUAGGUCUAAUUUUCACCAGCAAGACAUCUCCUCUUCAUGAAAACAGUUCUGUACCCUUACUUUGAAACAGAAAAAUAAAACACCUCUGCCGACAUCAAGCUUGGUCGUUAGCACAUACCAGCUUCUCUCUGUUUCUCCAUGGCUGGCAGACAGAUGAUAGUCACUCACCUGCAGAUUAUGUGGGCCUAUCUGAGUGGAAGUCUUUCGUAUGACCUCACCAUUCCACUUUUCAGAACAUUAACUUAACAGAACAAAAGGGACAUUUAAAACAAUUAUAAAAUCCAGCUGUUUAACAAUAUCUUAGUCUGCACAGGUUGAAGCUAGUGAAAUGAUUAAAGAUUAUAAUAAUUUUAUAAAGUUUACAUUGUAAAACAAAGAUGGUCUUAAAUUUAACCAUAAAACCCCUUCCCUAAUGGAUGGCAAAGAGACAGUUUAAAAUGUUAAGACUUGAUAAGAUGGUGCCAAUCCCAUCUGUUUAAACUUUUGAAGUUCAUAAACCAGUGUAUGCAUGAGACUUUUGUAAAGCCUUGCUAGGGCAUAAUUAACAUUUCAAAAUUAUGACCUGACAACAUGAUCUGCACCACCACUCACAUUUAAUAGUGAUCAACAGAAAGCAUAAACUUUGGGCUUCUCAGCAGCUGAUCCAAAGCAGGAGUUGUUGGGUUACUCAGUUUAUGGUUCAUACAGAAUUCAGUGGGCUAACCACAGCAGGUCUGAUUUUCACAGGCCAAAGAUACCUUUUGCCUAAAUCCCAGGCCUGGUCACAGGCUUCUCUACCUCAACUGCUGACUUGCCCCAAGAUAUACUAUUAACUGACCCAAACUGAUACCCCAGCACUGGGGGAGGGACUCAAUCUUCAACAUCCUCAAGCUACAGCCCCCAGCCCCAAAGAUUUCCCUUCUAGACAAUGGUCAAGAAGGACAGUUGAUUUGAUGCCCUAUAUGAGUAUAGGGUCUACAACAUACUAUAGGCUUUAAUGCGUUACUGAUGGUCUACUGUUACUUAGUAAGCUUUUUUGGCUAAAUAGAUACAAUUGACUGUACAGCUUCCUUCUGCACUGUAAGUGUCUAUGUGUGGAAUUUAGUGCUGUCCCACGAGACAAGUUUAGUGUUAAGGGGGAUUUGAUCCACUUCCUACUUCUGCCCCAAUUAAGUUUGAAACAGGAAGGCUCAUGAAGAGCAGAUUGAGACUAUUAAGUGGGAAAUUACUCCAAUUAAUUGACUCUGCCCACAUCUGCUGGGAUCUCCUCAGUGAUGGGCAAUGGACUUGCCAUGAGGACGCCCGAGAAAGAAACUCUACUUUGUUUUCUUGUGGAUUUCUGAGAGUAGUGGCAUCUCUCAUUCAAAGGCGCACAGUGACUAGUCAAAGGACUUGGCAUCAUGAGGAGGGUCUCAGAGUUACCCUCCAUGCCAUUUCUGCCAAACUCCCUCCCAUAAUCUCCAUCAAUCAUGUCUUACCCUAACUGUGACUGGGUCUCUCAGUAACGCAUAGCAACUGGCAGCUGUUGGUGGAGGCGGGGUGAAAGAAGAGGGCAUAGUUUCUGCCUCUGGAACACAUCAUUCCCACCCAAAAGGGUCCUUCAUCCUAGGGAAGGCCCAGUACUGUCCAAUUAAGUGCCAGAUGGACAUUUAAUGUCCUUCCUGAAAGGAGGUGCAGUUGUGCCCUAGAUCUAUUUACAUUUAAAUAGAUUAAGAUUUAAUAAAUAUUUAAUUGGAUGGUUGAGAAGGCAAAUUUAUUCAGCAUUUAUUAUAUCAUAUAUUUGAUCUAGACUGACUGAGCCUGUGUUUAGGGAGCUGUGCCCUUUUUUAAAUCUGUGUAAUAAUUAAAGAAAGUGCGUUCAAACAGGAUCAGAGGGUGGAUGAUAACAGACAGAAGAGUACCUCAUCUGAGAUUGGUUUCUUAAUUGUAAAUGUGACCAGUUCACCAGCAGUCUCAUUGGUCACCAUGACAAAGAUAUCCAAAAAACAACAAACAACAUAUUGGUCAUUUUGCAACAAUUGCCAGUAUUUUCAAAAGACUGCCCAGUUCUCAAAGUGGGUCUUGGCUGACAUGUUAUUGAGUUUGUCAGGUUUUAUGAUACAAUAAAACAUUGAGGGACAAAUGAGGUAACGUUAAGGAUGAUGUGCAACAGGUUUCAGGAAGAAGUUUUAUUGAUGACUUAAUGAUCAAAUACUCCUUUAUCAAAAGUUGUUGAAUCACACAUCUGAUUUGGCGUGCAGUUACAGAUAGAAUCAAAUGAUACAGGACAGAAGAGGUUCCUUAUGAUAGGAUUUGUCACACACGGAUUAAGUAAGGUUAAAAAUUUCAACCAAAGCUCCUGCUCCCCAUUCUUCUAAAUGUCUCAUGAAAAAUCUGUGCUUACUUUCAUAUUCAAACAUUAUCUAGCCAGCUCACGUUUGAAAAAAUGGCUACUUGGGGGGAAUGCUCAAGGACUGGAAGUUGUUGUACAAUUUCCCAGCUGUGAAGAAUUAGCAUCUUUAGUGGAGAAUAAAUACCAAACAAAUUGCCUCCCCUUGAGGUCCUUUUUAGUGAUGUUGUAAUGUAAUAACCAAAAUGUCUUAUUCUCUCCUGACAGAAGCAGCAGAGAUCAAUAUUUUUUGUAUGCUGAUUGACUUCGCAAUUGCAUUACCAUUGUGUCUCUAUGGCAGCUUGGUUGAAAUAAAACUGCAAUUUGAAAUUAAUAAACCAAUUCAGAAA
Rhincodon typus (whale shark) is the source of this 7213-nucleotide messenger RNA. It is a transcript of the gene arhgap36, whose product is annotated as Rho GTPase activating protein 36. The coding region runs from base 295 to 2475 and encodes 726 amino acids. Lineage: Eukaryota; Metazoa; Chordata; Chondrichthyes; Orectolobiformes; Rhincodontidae. Gene Ontology annotation, biological process: signal transduction. The transcript has 13 exons. The record is from RefSeq and is a predicted model, not a curated record.